CAAAAGAACAAAAACCAAAGGAACAAAAGAACAAAAUCGGAACAAAGGCGAACUCUUCUCCUUCGUGCGUGCUCGUCGCUCCUCUCGUCGGCUGAAGCUUCGUUCUUCCUUUUCCGGCGUCUCUCCCAUCUCUCCGGCGGCUCCCACUCGGCUGACUCUCCGGCGACUCCUCACUCCGGCGACUCCAGGUACGUUUCUGGUGCUCCUCCUUCUCCGGUCAGCGUUGCUCCCCCUUCGGCGCGACAGAUCUGGGACGGCUCGCUCGAGCUCGCCCAGAUCUGCGGUAGAGCAAGGAGACGAACUCGAGCUCCGGUUCUGCUUCCCCCCCUCAGAGGCUGGUCAUGGCGGAGAAGGGAGGGAAGGGGCAUUCGCUGCCCGGCAAAGCGGCCAAGUCCUCGCUCAAGUCCACCACUCCCAACGGAGCGUCCGCGAAGGGCAAGGACGAUGGUUCUGGGAAACCCAAGAAGGGGAGGAAGGUUCAGUUUGAUUCCGAAGGUCUCGGGGAUGGAAUUUUCGGGUUUUCAUCUGGCACCAAAGCAGACAGCUUGUUGAAAAUGUCCGUCUCCGAAUUCAUCAUUUUCGGGCUGUUUCUGUGGAUUUAUUGCUUGGCAGUUCCAUGUGGCUUCGGUUGCUUGCGAUGUGUUAUUUGCUACUUACUGCGUGCUGAUUAUUUUGUCCUGGCAAUCUGUGUAUUUUCCUUAGUGAAUUUGGGCAAAGGAGGGAAAGGAGAUAAGACUGGCAGGGCUGCCAAAAGUUCCGCUCCCAAAGAACAGCCUCCUCUGGAGCUCAGAGUUGAGCAGGAACUCCCAAAACAUGCCAAAUGUCUGAUGGACUGUGAAGCUGCUGAAAUCUUACAAGGAAUCCAGGAGCAAAUGGUUGUAUUGUCUGAGGAGGAUCCAACGGUCAAAAUUCCUGUGAUGUAUCAAGCCCUUCUGGCUUCAGGAGACCUCAAGUCUGCAAGGAUUGUGCUGAGCAAAAUGCCCAAGGACGAUCCCCACGUGCGCCUCAUCAUCCAAGAAUCCCAAACGGUGUAUGCCAAGAUGGCAUCUGAGAAAAAGACGGAGAAAAACCGGAAAACAAAGGGAAUAAAGCAUAAAAAGUCGAAGGCGAAAAACGUAGCAUCAUCAUCCUCCAACGCUCUUGUGACAAAUUUUCACGGGAUUCCCCCGUUCAUCUAA
Molecule: messenger RNA, 1178 nt
Organism: Eucalyptus grandis
Lineage: Eukaryota; Viridiplantae; Streptophyta; Magnoliopsida; Myrtales; Myrtaceae
Exons: 7
Coding region: 342-1178 (278 amino acids)
Source: RefSeq, a predicted model, not a curated record